Molecule: messenger RNA, 2087 nt
Organism: Etheostoma cragini (Arkansas darter)
Lineage: Eukaryota; Metazoa; Chordata; Actinopteri; Perciformes; Percidae
Gene: trim35-13
Product: tripartite motif containing 35-13
Exons: 7
Coding region: 253-1656 (467 amino acids)
Molecular function (GO): protein binding; zinc ion binding
Source: RefSeq, a predicted model, not a curated record
AGUCAGGCUACUUCUUGCUCUGUGCUGUACAGAUACAGUGCCUUAAAUGUUAAGCCAAUUGUGCAUAUUUGUUGUACUGUGUUUAUUUGAGAACAUGCGAUGUGCAUGCUCAGCACAACACAGAAUAACACGGGAUAUGCCUUUGGGAGCUGAGGUAUCAACACUUAUUUCUGAGGUCAAGAUGAGGUAGCCUUCCACAGAAAUGGGAGGGGCCUUAAAGCCUGCCUUCUCAUCAAAGCCCUGUGACAAAGAAUGGCCACCAGAAGUCCUCAUCUAGAGGAUGACCUUUCCUGUCCAAUUUGUGGACACAUUCUCACUCAGCCACUGGUGCUCAAUUGCAGACAUAGAUUCUGUAAAGCCUGUCUGAGAGACAGCUGGGAGACACAAGGCAGCGAGGAUUCACACUACUGUCCUCUGUGCUGGCGCCGUGCCUCCAUGGAUCAAGUUGUGGUGAGCUCUGUGCUGGAGAAGUCCUGUGAAUCCUUCAAGCAGGACAGAAGCAAGAAUGACCCAGAGGCUUGUAAGCAGCACGGAGAAAAGCUCACAUUGUUCUGUCUGGAGGACUUGGAGCCAAUCUGUGGUACAUGUGGGAAAGCAGCUGCACACAUUGGGCACAGGCUCUAUCCCAUUGGGGAAGGUGCUCAUGACUGUAAGGAGGAACUGAAGAGUGCGCUGUUGCCUUUGAAAGAGAAGUUGCAGCUCUACAAGAAGGCAAAAAUGGCCUGUGAGGAGAUGGCACAACAUGUCAAGGCUGAACAUACCGAAACACAGAUCAAAAAGGAAUUUGAAGCCCUUCAUAAUUUCCUGAAGGAGCAGGAGACUGCCAGACUUUCAGCUUUAAAGGCUGAGAAGGAUCAGAAGAAUCUAAUGGUUAACCAGAGGUUUGAGGAGAUGAGCAAUCAAAUUACAUCUCUCUCCAACACCAUCAGAUUAGUGGAACAGGAGAUGAAAUCUCAAGAUAUCCCAUUUCUUAAGAAUUACAAGGAAACAAUAAGUAGAACUUGGCAAACUUCUCUUGAACCACAAAUGAUUGCUGGUUCUCUGAUUGAUGUGGCCAAGCACUUGGGCUCUCUGAAAUACAAAGUGUGGGAGAAGAUGAAGAGUAUAGUUAAAUUAUAUCCUGUGAUUCUGGAUCCCAACACCGCAGCUAGCUGCUUCAUCCUCUCAGAGGAUCUCACAGUUGUGCAGAACUCUACCCAGAUCUUCAAGCUGCCAGACAACCCAGAACGCUUUGACAUCAGUGCUGAAAUGCUGGCUGCUGAGAGCUAUAAAUCUGGACGCCAUAGCUGGGAUGUGGAGGUAAAGGAUAACACCUACUGGGUGGUGGGAGUAGCCAGCGAGUCCAUCAACAGGAAGGGUAAACAUGUGCUGACACCAGCAGAGGGAUUCUGGACUAUAAGGUUUCGCAACGGAGAGCAUAAGGCCUGCACUGCACCAUGGGAGCCGCUGAACAUGACUACGAAACCAGAAGUGAUAAGAAUAGUUUUAGACAUGGACAGAGGCAAGGUGACUUUUUAUAACCCUGGAGAGAGAACACCUCUCUACACCUUCAAAGAUAUAAUCACACCAAGUGCCUUUCCCUACUUUUGCUCCGCCUGCAAAGAGCACCCACUAAAAAUCCUCCCCACUAGGAUACUCUUGUCAACGGACAACUAAUUCACAUUGGAGUGAGACAAAUUGCCAACUAUUGUCUGUAUAAAAAUCAUCCUAUGAUGCUUGUGAAGGUUAUUGUCUUAAUGAAUGACAUGAAACAAACCAAUAUGUUUUAAAAUAUUUAAUUUGAGUUACAACAGAAAAUGUAAAAUGCAUGAUUGGAAAUUGUAAAUAGCCUUAUUACCCAUAUAUUACAAUAAGAUUUGUUACAUAAAAUGAGUCAUCUGUGUGACUCAGUUUUGCAUGACACAAGAUCACCACUGUGAUAUUCACAAUCUUUUUAGCUCCUUUCCGAGAAAAGCACUACAAAUUGAAACACUAUCUGAUGUUUCGUAAAAGGCACAUACAGUUAUCAACUUUUGUGUAAUUGCAAACCUGUGCCAGUGUUGUUCAGAGGCUCAAAUAUGACAAGUAAGAUUAGUUUUCCAUUGCAU